AUGGCUUCCCACCACAGUAUGAUGUCUCGCGGAUCGGCAAACCAGGGAAGAAAGAAAGUUCAGGUGUCAUUUGUAAUUCGUGACGAGGUUGAGCGUCAUCACAGAUCAGGAGUUAAUGCCCUUCAGUUUGACCCUGUCAGUAGUAGACUCUACUCGGCUGGCAGAGAUUCUAUUAUACGGAUAUGGAACACAAAAACAAACAAGGACCCAUACAUACAGUCCAUGGAGCACCACACAGACUGGGUUAAUGACAUUGUACUGUGUUGUAAUGGCAGAACAUUAAUAUCGGCUUCGAGUGAUACAACAGUCAAAGUGUGGAAUGCACACAAGGGCUUCUGUAUGUCAACAUUACGCACACAUAAGGACUACGUAAAAGCUUUAGCAUAUGCCAAAGACCGUGAACAGGUGGCCUCCGCAGGACUGGACAGGGCCAUCUUCUUGUGGGAUGUGAACACAUUGACCGCUUUGACAGCCUCCAAUAACACAGUAACAACGUCCAGUCUAAAUGGCAACAAGGAUUCCAUCUACAGCCUGGCGAUGAAUCAGCCAGGGACGGUGAUCGUGUCCGGACCACGGAAAAGGUUGAUCCGUGUUUGGGAUCCGCGCACAUGUCAGAAACAGAUGAAACUCAAAGGUCAUGCAGACAAUGUGACACUGGUGCUCAACAGAGAUGGCACACAGUGUUUGUCUGGCAGUUCAGAUGGCACUAUCCGGCUGUCUCUAGGGCAGCAGAGGUGUGUGGCGACAUUACGGGUGCACGAUGAGGGAGUCUGGGCACUACAGGCAAACGAGUCGUUCACAACGGUGUACUCAUCUGGUCGAGAUCGUCGAGUGUGGAGCACAGACGUGAGGAACCCAGACACGUGCGUCUUGCUCUGUGAGGAAACACCUGUACUCAGGCUUGAAUUGUCUCAGACUGAAACGUCUUUAUGGGUGGCCACAACCGAUUCCUCCAUCAGGAACUGGGUGAGUCCAGAAUUCACGAGGAAUUCCCGAGUGUCUGGUGACUAUGACAACGAAAAGCCACUCCCCACAUGUACACAGCCAGAUUUUACAAUUAAAGGUGGUGCCAGUAUUCGGCAGUACUAUGUUCUAAACGACAAGAGAAUGAUCCUAACUAAAGACACAGAUGACAAUGUGGCCAUGUGGGACGUCUUGACAGCCAGAAAAGUUGAAGAUCUAGGAAAAGUUGAUUUUGAAGAUCAAAUAAAGUCAAAGUUUAAGAUGAUUUAUGUCCCAAACUGGUUCUCUGUUGACCUAAAAACAGGAAUGUUAACGAUACACCUGGAGGAGAGUGACUGUUUUGCUGCUUGGAUGUCUGCCAAGGAGAUGGGGAUAGGCCCACCCUGUGAGGGACCAGACACCAAAUUGAAUAUUGGCGGAGCACUAUUGCAGGCGUUGUUAGAACACUGGCCCAAAACACAGACUGAUGACAUACCAGCAGCAGAAAAUGGAGACAUGAAUGGCUUGCCAGAAUCAGAAAGAAGAAGCAGCAAUGUCUACUUCAGUGUUCCUGGACACACACCAGUCAUUUUCAGUGAGGUAGGGGGCAGGACAUUGUUCCGACUGUUGUGUCGAGACGCAGGGGGUGAGACAGAACAGCUGCUCCUGAACGAGACAGUGCCAGGUUUUGUCCUCGAUGUUGUUGUCCAUAAACACACACCUAAAUUCAACAAGAUUCCUUUCUUCUUACAACCUCAUCUGAGUACAGGCUACAAACAGUUGAAAAAGGACAGAUUGUCUGCCAGUGAUAUGAUUCAGGUCAGAAAGGUCAUCGAGCAUGUGUAUGAGAAGGUCAUGGGUCAAGGGUCUGAUGCAGGAUCACAGUCAGCCAAUAGUAACAGCCAGGAGAAAAGUGAACAGGAGAAAGAAGAAGAUUUAUCCUCCAUUGCUGAGGAGAAAGUGGAACUGCUCUGUAAUGACCAGGUGCUUGAUCCUAAUAUGGACCUACGGACUGUGAAGCAUUUUAUCUGGAAGCAGGGUGGUGAUCUUACAUUGAACUAUCGACCAAUCACUAAGUGAAGAGAGUCGACACCGUAUCCAGUGAUCUUAAUCCAAACGUGACACAGAGUUGUCUCCCUUCCCCGGAGACCAGCCAUGUGUUUGGUGGAGCUGCAUUAGCCCAGUUGAACAUGUGGUGAUACUGUGCCAUUGCCAUGUGAUUUUUGUACAGCUCGUUGCAAUGAAGAGAAAUGAUAUGGCUUAGCUGUAUCCAGAACACACCAAGUGGCUCUAAUUAUGGACUCUGCCAUUAACCUUUUCAGAUGAGCUUUCUGUAUGCGUAUCACCUGUAGUGCAGUAUUUCAUGUCAUAAGAUAUUUUGUGUCAUAACACAUGAAGGGCCUUCGGGCCGAGUCUAUGGGAAUUUGCCUGUGAUGACUUGGGAUGGAAUUUCAGUAGUGCAUUCAGCUAAUAAAAGAUUUGGAGUGUGCGAAAAAAAAAAAGAAAAAGAUGGAAUACUGUAACAGUCUGAUCUGAAUAAAUCAAUAAUUUCAGAUGCUGAAAUUGGAUUGGAUUUAAAUUGGAUUUCAGAUUCACUUGUUACUUCAGGUACCAGGUAUUGUGAAGAAAUCUCAAUUAAUACUCCUCAGUUUCAAUUUAUCGAUUGUGCGACUGAAGUGGAAUGUAAACAUGAAAACGAAGGCAGUCAUUUGCUCAUUUUCUGUGUGGGUGGCUCUUGUUUUAACCAGCCAUUUUAAUUCGGAAAUGCUAAAAAUGUCAAAUUAUGCGUAUAAUGUAUAGUUUCA
Molecule: messenger RNA, 2747 nt
Organism: Liolophura sinensis
Lineage: Eukaryota; Metazoa; Mollusca; Polyplacophora; Chitonida; Chitonidae
Product: WD repeat-containing protein 48-like
Biological process (GO): double-strand break repair via homologous recombination
Molecular function (GO): ubiquitin binding
Source: RefSeq, a predicted model, not a curated record